AUGGAAGAUAUAAAAGAUCUCAAGAAGAAUGAGCGGCAGUUGCGGUCAUCUAUCAAAACCAUAGCGAAAUUCGUCCAAGGUUUUCGCAAAGAAGUGCAUGAAAAACAGAUCGACGUUCGUUUGGAAACGCUGGAGAAUGCGAUGCGGAAGUUUUAUACCGUCCGACGUAAAAUCGAAAUGGCUAUCGACGACGAGGACGAGAAGCCUGACACCAAAGAAUCUGCGGAACAACGAGCGGAGCGUUUGGAAGCUCUAGCGGCCCAGCGAGAGGAAGAAUAUGAUGAGGCCAUUCGGGUUGUAGAGGAGGAGUACUAUGAAAUUAAAACAUCUCUCCUGGCCUUGCGAUCCAGUGCAGAUACAAAUACUGUGCGGGCUACCAAUGACGUCACAUCAGCUGCAGCGCAACCGUGUUUCUCUAAGGUAAAGCUGCCCGAUAUUAAACUUCCGACAUUCAGUGGCAAGGUAAAGGAUUGGGUUACCUUUCGAGAUACGUAUCGGAGUUUAAUACACAAUAAUUGUCAACUUGAUGCUGUCGAUAAGUUUACGUAUCUACGAUCGUCUGUCUCCGGUGAUGCUCUUCAAGAGAUUAAUUCAGUUGCACUUUCGGCGGAUAACUACGAAGUGGCUUGGCGCAUGCUGGAAAAACGAUUUGAAAACAAAAAGCUGAUUGUGAAGGCGCAUCUGGAUGCUCUCUUUGCAAUUGAGCCCAUGCGAAAGGAAAAUUACGACACUCUAUGCUUCCUGAUCAAUGAAUUUGACAGGAAUUUACAAAUGUUAGCGAAAAUUGGGGAAGAUUUUUCGAACUGGUCUACGAUUUUGGCUCACAUGGUGUAUACACGUUUGGACUCAACCACGCUGCGGCACUGGGAGAGUCAUCAUAACUCAAAGGAAGUCCCGAAAUACGAGAUCCUGAUUGAAUUUCUUCGGGAUCAAUGCACAGUGUUGCAGUCGAUUACUCCAAGCAAAUCUAGUACAGAUGAGUCAAGGCGUCCACGGCUGUCUGUGACACAUACUGCUGUUCAGUCGUCGAGACGAUGUUUGUUUUGUGGCGAUUCGUUCCAUUUGGUGUUCCAAUGCAACAAAUUCAAGUCCAUGUCAUUGAAUCAACGUAUGGAGGAGGUGAAUAAGAAACGGUUGUGUCGAAAUUGCUUGUCCGCUGGACAUUUUGCUGAGAAUUGUUCCCGAGGUUCCUGUAUACGAUGCGGCAGAAAGCAUCACACCCUCCUACAUCACGAAAACGGAGUAAGCGUAUCUAGUGCAACAAAACCAUUCGUUCCAAAAGCGCAAGGUAGACCACAGACAGCAGGCCCACAACCACAACAACCGCAACACAAGCCACACGGUCAGACACAAACCACACUCACUCAAACACCAACAGAACAAAAAGCCACUACAUCAUAUCCAGCUGUAAGCACAACCCCUCUUAACACUCACCCACGAAACACCACAGAACAUCACACAACAACUACUCUUGAAGCCGUCACUCAAGUUCCGUCAUGUCAAGUUCUCAUCUCCACUGCCAUUGUGCGGGUGGAAGAUCAAUUUGGCAAUAUUUCGUUCGCUAGAACUUUGCUGGAUUCGUGUUCCGAACUCUGUUACAUGACCAGUAAAUUUUCGAAGAGACUAAAGCUCAGGGAAUCACCCGCAUUCUUGCAAGUACAAGGCAUCGGCAAUGGUAGCACUUCAGCUACUAAGUGCGUUGAAGCAAACAUCCAGCCACGUCAUCCCUCAAUUUCAUCGUUUGCGGAAAGUAUGAAGUUCUACGUUUUACCAAAGAUUACCAACGCUAUACCGAUAAGCUCAGUUGAGAUCGAUCCUGAUCACCUUCCCCAAGAAAUGGUAUUAGCGGAUCCAUCGUACGGAAAACCCGGACCAGUCGAUAUGAUCAUUGGAGCUGAAAUAUACUUUGACUUGCUCACUGCCAGGAAGAAAAAGUUGAGUGAAGAUGGCCCAACUCUCCAAGAAACCGUAUUCGGUUGGGUGAUAUCAGGACGAGUUCCUAAGCAAGUUUCUCCGCGGACAUCGACCUUCGUUAGUUCAACCGUGGAUCUUCAAGAGUUGAUCGCCAAGUUUUGGGAAUUAGAGACCUGUUAUGUGACCAGUACUCAUUCCGUGGAAGAGACCGCAUGUGAAGAACUGUUCGAGCGAACUACCGUGCGUGACGCUGAAGGUAGAUUCGUCGUAAGUUUGCCUAAAAAGGAGAAUGUGAUCCAGAAAUUAGGAGAAUCGAAAGCUAUUGCACUAAAACGGUUCUCGAGCCUGGAGAAAAGGUUAGAUGCGAAUCCUGAGCUAAAGGCGAUGUACAAGGAGUUUAUUCACGAGUAUCAGCUGAUGGGUCAUAUGAAGGAAGUACGCGACGAGCCUUAUCAGGAGCCCAUUUAUUACAUGCCUCAUCACGCCGUGUUGAAGCCAGACAGCACAACGACAAAACUUCGUGUUGUUUUCGACGGGUCGUGUCGCACAUCGACUGGAGUUUCCCUAAAUGAUGCGUUAAUGGUAGGUCCAGUAGUUCAGAAUGACCUGUUUUCGAUCAUCACCCGUUUUCGUUUGCAUCGUUUUGCUCUUGUCGCGGACGUUGCAAAAAUGUACCGAAUGGUACAAGUUCAACCUUCUGAUCGGCAUUUGCAGCGAAUUCUCUGGAGAGAUUCAUCCGAAGAUCCAGUGAAGUCAUUUGAGCUCACAACCGUUACCUACGGCACUGCAUCUGCGCCGUAUCUCGCGACAAAAUGUCUCUCAACGCUAGGGAAAGGUUGCCAAUUGACGCACCCUCAAGCUGCCAAGGUAAUUCAAAAGGACUUCUAUGUCGACGAUAUGCUGUCCGGAGCAGACAGUAUCGAAGAAGCUAAUCGACUCAUGUCAGAGGUAAUUGAGAUUACCAAUUCAGCUGGUUUUAUUCUUAGAAAGUGGAAUUCUAAUUGCGCACAACUACUUGCUAAGCUUCCUAAACAUCUAAGAGAUGAUCGAGCCACCCUGGAGCUGGACUCCUCUAGCUCUACCGUGAAGACUUUGGGACUCCGUUGGGAUACCAAUUUGGACAGUUUCUAUUUCUGCUUUCCACAAUGGCGGUCGAAUGCAUCAGCCAUCACAAAGCGAAGCAUCCACUCAGACGCAGCAUGCUUAUUUGACCCGCUAGGCUUGGUGGGACCGGUAGUAGUACAGGCGAAAAUAAUCAUUCAACAGUUGUGGCAGUUGAAAUGCGGUUGGGAUGAACCAUUGGAUGAAAAAUUGCAAACAAUUUGGAAGGAGUAUAAGCAAAAUUUAAUGGCCCUUGAGUCACUGUCAGUUCCUCGUUGGAUCGGCUUUACUAAUGAUUGUUCGGAAAUUCAGCUACACGGGUUUUGCGAUGCUUCAGAGGUGGCCUACGGAGCAUGUCUAUAUCUGCGUUGUACCGCAUCGGAUGGGACUGUGUCAGUACGUCUCAUCACGUCGAAGUCGAGAAUAGCACCGCUAGAGAAUCUGAAAGCCAAGAAGAAGAAGGUAACAAUUCCUCGGUUAGAACUAUCAUCCGCCUUGCUGCUUAGUCAUCUGUACGAGAAGUUUUCCUCUAACGUUACGAUCAAAUCAACAUUCUUUUGGACCGAUUUCAUGAUCGUCAAACACUGGCUGGCAUCGCAACCGUCAAGAUGGCAAGUUUUUGUCGCUAAUCGUGUGUCGGAGAUACAACACAUCACCAAAGGUGGCGCUUGGAAGCACGUCCCCGGCAUUGAGAACCCGGCAGAUUUGAUUUCCAGGGGAAUGUCUCCAGCUGAAUUACAAUAUCAACCUCUUUGGUUCCAAGGUCCACGAUGGUUGGCUCAGAAUCAAGAAUAUUGGCCGCAACCAGAAGAAGCCAUUCCAGAAUCGUUCGAACCAUCUCUCCUGGAAGAACGAUCAUCGCCAGCUUUCCCCGCUCAAGCUACUCCACCUAGCGAAAUUUUCGGACUUAGAUCGACAUACUCAGAACUCAUCAGACUGGUCGCACUACUCAUACGUUUCAAGCAUAAUUCGCAACCUGGCAACAGGCAAUCUAGAAGAGAUGGAAGCAUUACACAUGUGGAACUAGAACAAGCAACGCUGCUACUAGUCCACUUAUCACAGCAAGAGUGUUUUUCGGCAGAACUACUCAGCUUGACAAGGCAAGGUCAUGUUCAAGAAAGCUCUUCUAUCAAAGGUCUACGUCCUCAGCUUUCCGUCAAUGGUAUAAUGUGCGUUGGCGGCCGGUUAUCUCACGCCCCAGUUACUGAGUCUAGAAAACAUCCAUUCAUCUUGCACCACCAUCACCCGCUCGCAAUUUUGGUUAUGCGACAUUAUCAUCUGCGACUAUUUCACGCCGGCCAGCAACUGCUGAUUGCAUCAGUUCGAGAGAAGUUUUGGCCAACUGCUAUCCAUAGUUUGGCUAAAAAGGUUAUACAUGAAUGUGUCUCAUGCUUCAAGAAUAAACCUAAGGUCGUAGAUCAACUAAUGGCAGAUCUUCCGUCCGAGCGAGUAACGCCAUCAUCACCGUUCUCAAAAGUGGGAGUAGACUAUUGUGGUCCCUUCCUGAUAUCUUAUCCUAACCGUCGGACCAGACCAGUAAAGUGCUAUGUAGCGAUAUUCGUUUGUCUGGCGGUGAAAGCGGUUCACUUAGAACUCGUAGCAGAUCUAACAACUCAAGCGUUCCUGGCUGCUCUGAGGCGUUUUACCGCGCGACGCGGAAAACCAAAUCUAAUCAUGUGUGAUAACGCUACAACAUUUGUCGGUGCUAAGCGUGAACUAUCUGAACUACAUCGCUUAUUUCUAAGUCAGCACUUCCAAGAUGCUGUUGUCAGGGAUGCCGGAAAUGACAGCAUUGAGUUCCGGUUCAUUCCUCCUCGCACUCCGAACUUUGGUGGUCUGUGGGAGGCACAGGUGAAAUCGUUCAAGAAUCACUUUCGUAAGACAAUAGGACUCCGAACGCUAAACAUCGACGAAAUGCAAACAGCUCUUCUUCAGAUUGAAGCAAUCCUCAACUCUCGUCCGAUGACACCACUUAGCAGUGAUCCAAAUGAUUUCCAAGCUCUCACGCCUGGACACUUCUUGGCGCAGCGUCCCAUGACAGCAAUCCCGGAACCAGAUCUUCAAGAUGUACCUGUUAAUCGGCUAUCUAUGUGGCAGCGUGCCCAAUACUUCACUCAGCAACUAUGGAAAAAGUGGUCCACGCAAUAUCUAUCAGAUCUUCACAAUCGGACUAAAUGGACCAAGCAGCGAGACAACGUGACAGUAGGAACAAUGGUCCUGCUGAAAGAUGAAAAUUCACCUCCACUACGAUGGAAUCUGGCUCGAGUCGUCAAGGUUUUUCACGGCUCAGACGGCAACAUCAGGGUUGUCACCGUACGUACAAAAGAUGGAUACUUCGACAGGGGAAUUUCUAAGAUAUGCGUCCUCCCAAUUCGGGACAACGCUCAGCAAGUCUCGGCAGAUGGGAAUUAA
This is a messenger RNA of Sabethes cyaneus, 5427 nucleotides long. RefSeq lists its product as uncharacterized. The transcript has a single exon. Gene Ontology annotation, biological process: DNA integration. The record is from RefSeq and is a predicted model, not a curated record. Gene Ontology annotation, molecular function: nucleic acid binding; zinc ion binding. Lineage: Eukaryota; Metazoa; Arthropoda; Insecta; Diptera; Culicidae. The coding region runs from base 1 to 5427 and encodes 1808 amino acids.